Molecule: messenger RNA, 1716 nt
Organism: Aspergillus glaucus CBS 516.65
Lineage: Eukaryota; Fungi; Ascomycota; Eurotiomycetes; Eurotiales; Aspergillaceae
Product: cytochrome P450
Exons: 7
Coding region: 10-1578 (522 amino acids)
Molecular function (GO): heme binding; monooxygenase activity; oxidoreductase activity, acting on paired donors, with incorporation or reduction of molecular oxygen
Source: RefSeq, a predicted model, not a curated record
GGCGCUGGAAUGGCCACCUUUAAGUCGACAACAACAUCGCAGUCCACGAUGCUUGAGAGUAUGAGCCUGUCUGAAUCUGCCAUUAUCACUACAGCUGUCACUUUGGCGGCUAUUCUCAGGGCUGGGGUCGUGCUUUAUCGGUUAUACUUUCACCCUCUAUGCUGUGUCCCAGGACCAAAGUUGGCUGGCGCCACGAGUCUGCAUCUUCGCUAUUAUGAAGUCGUUGAAGGUGGAGGCAUUACAAAACUACUGCCCCAUCUUCACAAGGAGUAUAACUCACCGGUCAUUCGAAUCGCGCCGAACCACGUCCACAUCAACGAUAUCGAAGCAUACAAAAGAGCCUUCACCACAAAACCCUCGUUCCGCAAAUGCCCCGACUUUUACAAAUCUGCACAAGGCGUGGACACAAUUCUCACCACAACGGAUCCCCAGCGCCAUCGAGUCAUGCGGAAUGCAAUGCUUCCCCUCUUCACACUCAAAGAUAUGACCCGUACCUUCCUUAUCGGGAGAAACCAUAUUACAAAAGUCGCACAGGUGAUGGCACAUCAGGGACGCGCUGGACAGUUGUUGGAUUUGCUGGUGUAUCUUCGGGCUUUGACUGCCAAUUUCGUUGCGGGGACGCUGCUGGAUCAUCCUUCGGAGCUAGUGAGCUAUGAAGCUCCCCAGUCUGGAUGGAUAAUUGCACAGGAGUUUAUUGGUCGGUAUCGUUGGAUAUUCGCCGAUAUUCCAUUCCUGGUUCCCAUCGGGCUUUUUUUGCUUUCCGUGUCGCCGGAAUGGGUUACAGUUGGGUUUAAGGAUUUGUAUCAGCACUGUGAGAAUGUCGGCAAUAGAAUCAUAUCGACAAAAAAGGAAAAAGGAAAAGGAGCACCACAAACAGUCUUCGAUAAGCUCCUAGACAACACAUCCAAAAAGCUCACAGGCCGUGACACACUAGCACUAUUCCAACAAGCAGUCGUAUUGAUGAUCGCAGGAACAGCAAGUCCCGCCACCACACUGACAACCGCAUUGUUCUACAUCCUCAAAUCCAAAGAUAUCGAAACGCGAUUACGAAAUGAACUGACCGACCUGGAACAAAGACUGCCGGGUGGCAUCACCUCUGCAGACUUUGACUGGCGCGAACUGUACAAGCUGCCGUACUUGGAAGCCGUCAUAAAAGAAAGCCUCCGCAUCAUCCCCGCCGUCCCAGGCCUCCUCCCGCGCGUCGUCCCCUCCACCGGUCUAACCAUCGCCUCCCAGUACCUCCCCCCAGGAACCCGCAUCUCAGCAGCGCACUACGUUUUCCACCACAAUGAGAGGAUCUUCCCGAACCCAGAGAAAUUCGACCCAGACCGUUGGCUCAAUAAGUCCCCUGAAAACUUGCAACUACUGGAGCAGUAUUUUAUGCCGUUUAGUAAAGGGCCAAGGGCAUGUAUUGGGAUGAAGCAGUCGUGGGUGCUUAUGUAUACAGUUAUUGUGUAUUUGUUGGGGAGGUUUGAGAUGCAGCUUGGGGAGGAGAUGACGGGGUUUUUGGAGUGGGUUGAUGAUGGGACUGCUGUGCCGGUUGUGAAGCCGCGUGUUAGGGUUGUGGAGAGGGGCUAGUUCUUUUGGGGAGAUAGGGGAUUGGGAGGGUUGCUGUCACAAGAAGGUUUUUCCUCUUUUGGAUGGGUGAUUGUCACUAGUCAUUCAUUCUCUUCAAGGGAAGUUGGUUGUUCGUCGAUAGAUAGAGUAGUGAAACUA